AUGAGUGAACGGAUUCGCGGAAUGAGAGACCGUCGAGAAAAUGAGCUGAACGGCUUCCUCGAGGAGGAACGGGAACAUUUACGAGUCUACAACGACGAGCAAGGAAACAACUUGAAUGAUGUUUUCCUUCUGUUUCGUGGUUGUCAAGCGGCUGGUGCUAGCGCCUCUCAAAGAGGACAAUGGACAUUCGUUGACGGAGCUACCGGAGGAAACUGCAUUAUCAUGUAUGCACAGAUUGAUCUCACUCUCUCCUACUAUUCGGGAACAGCACAAGAACAGAAAGAUGUCUCUCUUACAAUUCCUGCCGCCUCAACGCCUAGUGGUAACUGCAAUGAUAAAGUGUACAUCAAUGGAGAGGCAAAAGAUUCGCAGCAACUCGUCCUCGAUUUCGAUCACAUGCCCGGCUGGAAAGCGGCAUUUACAUUUACGAAAACGGAAGCGCUCAAUCUCGGCGAUCGACAAUGGAUGCUUUAUCAAGUAAACAUCACAGCAAACUACACGAGCGAUCCACAUUUCGUCAAUCCGUCUGGAGAUUCACACACCUACGUGCAAUACGUUGAUCCAAAGAAUCCACCGGAUCUCGCUGAUACAAUCUAUGCUUCGAAAUCCUACUCACUCAACUGUCCAAGCAAGCAGAAAUUCGCGAUCAACGACGAUAUCAAGAAAGGGCCGCUUGCAUACAUUCAAUUCAGUCUUCUCAAACUACAGGCUUUCAAGAUUUCAAGUGGAUCGAAUUUUGAUCAAAGCGAGACGUGUCCAGCCGAUCAGCACAACACCGACAAAGUGCCAAUCAUUGUUGGCGGUGUGCUCGCUGGACUGACUGUGAUCACUUUGGUUGUUUACUUGGUUUACCGUUCUCGACUACCACCAGAGGUCAUCAACAUGGUCAAUCCUCACUCCCACUAUGAAAACAAGGCGAUCGACGAUGAGGAGAAUGAAGAAGAUGAAGAA
Mesorhabditis belari is the source of this 951-nucleotide messenger RNA. The record is from the annotation of a GenBank genome assembly. Lineage: Eukaryota; Metazoa; Nematoda; Chromadorea; Rhabditida; Rhabditidae.